AUGGAGAGAUCUGAUUCGGCAUACACACAUCCAAAGAAGCCCAAAUCAGAAUCCUCGACCUACGAGCCUCUACCUGACCAUCCCACUGGAUUCCGAAACUUGGAUCUGAUCGAUGUGCUGGACGACUCAGUACAGCUGAUCUGCACUCCAACAUCUCGCAACUUCAUUGUGGACUUCGGCGAUGAUGAAGCAUGGGUAUCCUUUGAUCAGCCGGCCGAGACGAUUCAUGCUUUGCUGGAAACAUCGCGUCCAUCAACUCUCCACACACGCUGGAUCAACAUCUGGUACCCUUUCUUGCAACGACCUCUUCUUGAGCUACUUGCUCAGCAGUACGACUUCUCGCCAAGACUAUUGGCACUCAUGAGCUCCGAUCCCAGACGAAUGAGACAGUAUCCUUCUCAGCCUGUUCCUAUCGAGAGGAAGAACGAAGAAGUGCUGAGACGCUCAUUUGAGGACAUCGAAAAGGGCUUGUCUUCGCCACCGCCUCCUGCCACGGACACCUGCUCUCUCAGCAGUUGCAACCCUGCACGUACUGGAAACUUGUACGAUAUCGUUGACGGCGUUUGGCACUACACCUCUCUGGAUCAAGGACGCAGUUACCUUUGUCUGGGCUUCAACAGCUUGUAUAAUGUACAUGCUGUCGAAACUGGAUGUGGUGUGUCGGAAGAAAGUACUGGGACCAAGGAUGCGCCUUUGCCUCACAUCAAGCGAGUCUGGACAUGGCUCCUGAUCUGCGCAGACAAGACCGUCAUCAGCAUCAACGAAGACCUUUACCCCUACAGCGAGGGCCGAUUGUCGCAUCCUCAGCACCUGAUCAUGAUGGAGACCCGUCGCAAUCUCAUCAACGUCUUUCGUUCGUUGUCUAAGGUCGAAGACAACAGAGAGGCAAACCCACUUGUUCUCUUGCCCAUCAGGAGAAGGCUCGGUGACACAAAAGAAGAGACGGCACAUCGCGACAAGGAUGCACCUGGUCUGUUGUUCUACUACCUGUUCGAGAAUUGGUUUAAUAGCUAUUCUUUGAUCACGCGUAGAGAAAGCAGAUACGGUAUCGAGUUGGAGAGACUUCAAAAAGAGAUGUUCUCAGCACCGAAACUGCACCACAUCGACCUCCUGCAUGGCAUCGGCAACGAGCUUGGGGCACUCAAAAGACACUACAAGAGUUACAUCAGACUGGUCGAUCGAGUGACUGAGCCACAGUCAAGCACGCUGGCAUCAAGGACAGGAUCUCGUGUUCCCAGCAAAGCGAGCCAGGAGACAUUCGACAAGCUCGCCGUGCAAGGACCACAGUCACUGAUGGGUGUCGGAUUGACCAGUGCAGCUAUCGUUCGCUUCGAGAGACUCCGAGAUAUGAUCUCACUGUAUGCUCUGGCGGAAUGCAAGGACUACUUGCAUCAGAAAGAUGGCUUGGUGCAGAUGAACUUCCAGCUUGUGGCCAUGUCACAGUCUGAAGGAGUGGAUCGCCUUACGAGGGUGGCGCUGCUCAUCAGCAAAGCGACCAUCUUGUUCCUUCCACUGACAUUCAUGACCGAAUACGUGUCGGCUGAUCUUGGGGUGACUUACUCUGUCAAGACGUACUGGAUCGCAUUCGCUAUUGUCCUAAGCUUGAGUUGGUUGCUCUUGAUGGGCUUUGGCGUGCUGAGUGGCACGAUGGAGACGUGGAGUCUCUUCCCACCAUUGAAGAGAACCUUCAGCAAGAUCAAGAACUGGAAGAGCAAGAGUGAUUGA
Molecule: messenger RNA, 1725 nt
Organism: Aureobasidium melanogenum CBS 110374
Lineage: Eukaryota; Fungi; Ascomycota; Dothideomycetes; Dothideales; Saccotheciaceae
Exons: 3
Coding region: 1-1725 (574 amino acids)
Molecular function (GO): cobalt ion transmembrane transporter activity; cobalt ion binding; magnesium ion binding
Source: RefSeq, a predicted model, not a curated record